Messenger RNA from Moneuplotes crassus, 1262 nucleotides. Lineage: Eukaryota; Ciliophora; Spirotrichea; Euplotida; Euplotidae. The record is from the annotation of a GenBank genome assembly.
GAAGAAUAUGGACCAGAACAAGUACUUUGGCACACGUGGAGUAGAGAACAGAGAAGCUAAAUAUUCUGAAAGAGCCCAAGCAUUUUGAAACAUUAAGAGGAAAGAUCGGACUCAGAACUUAAAAUCAAUGGCGACUUUUGACAGAGCGGAUAAUUACAAAAGUUAUUGAGAUAAGUUAUAUCAGAAUUCAGUUUAUCAAGCACAAGAAAGGUGUGAAUCAAAGAAGCAUAUUAAAAAGUUAUCCAAGAACCAUCUCAGCACUUAUAACGACACUAAAGUUUCAGCAAGGACUCCUUCUACUGGCCAGUACACAAGUAUUAGAGGUGGGAAGAAAAGGAAUCCUCUAGCUUGUAUCAAGCAUUAUAGCGAGAAUGCUCCGGCUCAACCGAGAUUGGUCAGUAAAGACCCCUCUGAAGUAGAUGAACUUCGCUGAAGAAUUGAAGAGCUACAAUCUAGGCUAGUUGAGAAAGAUGAAAUAAUUAAUGAUUCAAAUAACAAACUUAAAAUUCUUCAAAACAAAAUUAGAGAAUCUGAAUCCAUGAAGGAUCUUAAGAAGAGAAAUGAAGAACUAACUCUGAAGGUUGAAAUCCUACAAAAAGAGAAGGAGAAAUAAAAAUGAUAAGAUCAAGAUCCUGCAAGAAAAAUUAAGAGUGAGGAAUAGAAGUGUUCAGAGAGCUGAAAGAAGCCAGCAUAUUAGUCCUAAUGCUACUAACUCCCACCCUCUUGAUCAGCUAAACCAGAACACGAUGGACAAUAUCCCAGUGAGGAGUAAUCAAGAAGAGGAGAAGAAUGAACGGUCAGCCCAGAAUACUUCAGAAGGUGGAGUUCAAAGGCUGAUCCAACAGACAAUUGCACCGAUAAUAGAAAGAGGAGAUGCCUUGUUUAACAAUCUUAUUGGAGUCCAAGAGAGAAGAAUUAUCAGGAAUCAAGAAGUCAACCAGCACUUGACUAAUCUUCCUGAUUUGCAAAACUACCAAGAGCUAUUAGGCAUAGAAAGAAGUUUAAUCCGUGGGACUCAAGGAGGCUAUAGCAAUGCCAUGAUCAGAGGUAUCAAAGAAAUCAAGUACAUUGAUGUACAUUCCGAUGAGUCCAUUUGAGAAGCAGCCGAUGAAGUUUGCAGCAUCUGCCAUUGUAACUACUCCAAUACCGAAAACAUUAAAGUGCUAUCCUGCUCGCACUUCUAUCACUCAGGCUGCAUCGAGGAAUGGCUGCGAAGGAAUCGCAAAUGUCCUUUGUGCAAAAAAGUGGCUAUUCCUCACUAA